Molecule: messenger RNA, 11952 nt
Organism: Diprion similis
Lineage: Eukaryota; Metazoa; Arthropoda; Insecta; Hymenoptera; Diprionidae
Product: DNA-dependent protein kinase catalytic subunit-like
Exons: 17
Coding region: 174-11663 (3829 amino acids)
Biological process (GO): double-strand break repair via nonhomologous end joining; intrinsic apoptotic signaling pathway in response to DNA damage; telomere maintenance
Cellular component (GO): nucleus
Molecular function (GO): DNA-dependent protein kinase activity; protein binding
Source: RefSeq, a predicted model, not a curated record
CAUGUGCUAACCUUCUAGCCUCCAUACUAGAGGCAUUCUGAGUUCAAAUUUCAAUCUGAUGGACUGUCAUUGUCAGAAAUCAGAAUUAAGUUAGGUGGUGAUUAUAUCUGGCAAAUACGUUGAUCCAUCUUCCUCGUGCUAACGUCUACAGGAUAUGUAAUAAAGAAGUUAUCAUGGAGUCAUCUGAGACUUUUAUGGAGAUGUUUAGCAAAUGGAGACAAAGGAAGAACAAUGAUGACCUAGCGAAUCUUUUUAAAUCUGGACCAUCAUAUUUUAAAAACUUAUCAUCUAGUGAAAUAGGUUUGGCGCUAUCUGAUUUUCUGAAUGACAAAACUGGACUGUUGAAUUUUCUUGCUGAUACGUCUGAUCGGCCCAUGGAGAAUUCUAUUACGGAAGGAUUCAAGCUUUUAAAAUUCAUCAUACAGCAGUUUUAUUGGUUACUUGAUCAAUAUGCAAUUGGAAUCAAGAAAGUUUGCCAAUCUGCAAUCAUCACAAAAUGUUCACAACUUAUUAAAACGGCUGGCGUCGAUUGCUUUGAAUACGUCAUUAGAAUGUUUCCCAGCCAUGAAUUGGAAUUGAGUGAAACGGUCAAAGUUUUGAUCAAUAAGUUUCAUCUAUGCAAUGACACAGAGAGAGCUAAGUACUUCAAAGCUUUGGGAUUCAUAGUAAAGUACAACCCCGGAGCUAUAUCUUCUGCGCAAUCCACCACACUUUUUGAGAGACUUAUGAAUGAUUUUGACAAACUGUAUUCCAGAUCUAAGGAAGGUUCACAACCAAGAGAUUUGGCAAUUUACCUUGAUGUUCUACAAAAUUUACUGACAAAUUUUGCUCCUCGCGAAUCACAUGAAAUAUCCUUCCGUUAUUACAAAAAAUUGUAUGGAUAUUUGAAGGAACUAAGUCAAAUCCAGCGAAAUCAAACAUUAAAAUUUGUCAGCCGAGCUGCUAUUGCUGUACUUGGAAAGCAUAUGUCUUUGUUUGAUGAUCUUAUUUAUGAGGACAUCUACUUCUGGCAUGAGACUUUAUUGAAUUGGACAAGAUUUAACGAUGAAAAUGCGACGGUUGCAUUUAUUACUUUGUCCACUUUUUACGAGAGAAUUGGUAUAAUGCUGCAAAGUAAAAACACCGAUCGUAACCGAGCAUUAUUUGAGUAUUUCAUGCAGUACUUCGAAAGAAAAAUCACCACCGAAAAUCAGGAGUCUACCACUCUACAAUUGAGCAUUCGUGGUUUUGGUUAUAUGGCCGGCCCUUGUAAAAUUUAUAAGACUGAAAAACAUGUGGUAGACAUGUUUUCACUCAUUGCUCAAAGAACAAGUGUUAUCUACUCCAAGUACGACAACUCAGCAGGUUCAUUGGAAAAUAUCGCAUAUUACCAGGUUGCGCUCUCAGAGAUAAUGCUACAAAUGUCUGACGUUUCACUCGAUCAAAUGGCUGCACUAUCAUUUGUAUCUUUGAUAUUCGUGAAAUAUUUUCCUGACUUACCUAAUACGAAACAUUUGCUAGCAGUGGAUUCAUUAAUGAAAACAAUUCAUAAUAUCAGAAAAGUAUGUAGACGCUCACACGACGAAUUCAUUCGAAAAUUAGUAUACGAAGGCAUCAUAUGGAGUUGUUCACAUUCGUUAUUUGUUGAUGCGGAGAGAGAACGUGAAAUAAAAAACUUGAAAGAGCGUCCAGUGUGCUACAAAAACUAUUUACCGUUGUGGCAGCAACUAAUCUACAGAAAUAAAAUAACAAACGAUACUGAAGCUUCCAUGAUUUCGAAGCAAAUAUCUAAUAAUAUGAUCAAGACUUGUGUCGAGCUCAUACGGAAACUGAAUUUGGAUAUUGAGAAUAUCAACAAGUCAUGUGAAAAUGAAGUAUUUGAUGUACCCGUGGCUUUAAAUGACACAGAUUUUCGAGUGUUCAUAAAUAUGGUUGAUUUAUUUGUGGACAUAAUUGAAGAAUUGGAACCAGUCUUGAUGGAAUCGCAACUGAAUUGGUUUCUCUGUGAGAUUAUAAGAAAAUCUAAGCAAAAUACGUCGGUAUCAGGAUUUUAUAAACUCACACGUGGUCUAUUAAGGUUAUGUAACUCGUCGUCUGAUACGCGCAAAGAGGAGUUAUUGAGCGAAAUGCCCAAAUUUAUAAUUCAAUAUUUAUCUGACACUAUUGAAAAAUUAUCCAGCUUUUCUGGCGAAUUACAACUUUCUUGUUUCAAUAUGAUUUUUGAGAUUCCGGCUUCUAUUGUCGAAAAUAUGCUUGACCGAUUAGUUUCUGCUUUUAAGUCAGCCUUUGGGAUUGGACAAAGUAAUUUCAAACUUGCUCAAUCUGCACUCAACACAUUGGAGACAUGGACGAAAGUAAUAAGAGGAGAGAGAAUGAACAAUUUUUUGAUUGAGUUAGUUCCUAGUUUGGAAUAUUUCCUGCAGAGUAAUGAAAGUACUCUGAAGACAUCGCAGGAAAUGAAAAAAACUAAAAAUGUAGUUCUGCUUGAUCACGAGGAAACGUCACACGAAUUUCAGAGAAGAAUUUUGUUAUUUUUUGGUUCUUUAAACUCCGAAGUAACUUCAAAUCUAGGAACUGAUCAAUCCUUCGUCAAAACAACAUUGUUGAAUAAUACAAAUUCACUCAAAUACACUCUAUUAUAUCAAGAUAUAAAACCCGAAAUUUAUCUUGAUGCAAUUUUACCGAGAACUAUUCAAUUGGCAUUGCACUCCAUUGACAGGCGUACCAGAAUAGUAGCAUGCGAAGUUCUGCAUUCUAUUACAAUUGUAAUGCUCGGAAAAACAAUGCAAUUUUUGUCAUCUAAUCCUAAUCUAUUACUGCCCGUUUUCAAAAAAAUUUGCCCAGCUAUACUAAAGCUUGGAUCAGACUCUGAUCAAGUUAUACAACAAUUAUUUUGUCCAUUGAUGAUACAGCUCACCCACUGGUAUAGUUCAAAAAUCAUGUCACGAUCAGCAGAAACUGAUUUUUUGAUUGAAAUACUUUUCGACUCGUUGACUUAUGAAUCGAAUAUGGCACUCAGUGAUUUCUCUGGUGUCUGUUUAGCGGAAUUCGUUAAAUGGUCGAUUAAGCAUUCCACAGAUGAUGAAUUACAAACAUCAUCGACUAACAUAGCAGUAAUUGUCGGUAAAAUAUCGAAUUUUGCAUUGCAUCCCUCUUCGGAAAAGAGAAUUGGAGCUGCUGUUGCAUUUAACUAUCUUUACAGAAUCUUACGUGAAAGCGAUGUGAUAGUCGACAUGUAUUGGUUAGAGUUGUUGUUCUACUUUAUUAAAAGUACAGAGGGAUGUAAUAACGAGCAAAUAUUGAAGUCCCUUAAACAUAUUGAGAAAGUAAUUGAUAAUAAGUACGAAGUUUUGAACACUCAAAAUUCCAAGCGGCGAAAACCUGCAGAAUUCAAAGGGACCUCACUUGAAGAUGCUGCCAAUUGGCUCUUGGUUCAGUGUGGAUCUGUAGACCACAUUUUCAGAUCGAAAAGCAUGGAACUUCUCCUAGUUAUAUCUAAAUAUAUACCUCGAUUUGGUUCUAUCCAAGAGCUCGUUUCAAAUUAUGUGAAAUGCAAUGGAAUGCUCGGAUUAAAUCAGAUUAUUUUGAAACAUCUACGCCCAAAGAUAGAAACCUUAUCAAUCGAGACCAUAAAACCACUUUUGAGAACAUUGAAUUGUUACAUUUGGCUUCUUGACAAUAGUCUGAUAGGUUUGGAAUUCUUACUGACUGAUAUAAAUGCAAACAAGGACAUGAUUUUCAAUUGUAUAAUUAAUUUCGUGUAUUUGAUAAACGUAAAACGUGAAAAAAAUGAGGAACCAUCAGAAACCACAAAUCAAAUUCAAGAACUUCAAGCAUUGCAAUGUGAAACCAUUCUUAAGAUAUUCGAUUUCACAUCGGUACUACUCAACAAACUGGGAACCCAAUCGAGUACAGGUUCAUCUUUACAUGUACCUACAUUUUACUGGAAUGACGAAUUAUUUUCAGUAAUAUUCGCAGCCAUUUUCAAACCUGAUACAAUUGGAUUUGACUUUGGAAACUUGGUCAUAAUGGAAGCUCUGCAAUUACGCAUUCAACAGUUGUUGAGUGUAUUAAUAGUGAAUUUGGACGACAAGUACAUUUCGCAACUCAGAGCUUUAAUUACAAUCGAGAUCCAAGGCAAAUACAAAGAUUUCAUAAACAUUAGGAUGUCAUCCAACACCAACGCAAUUAUCAAAUCAAGAAACUAUUUGAAAGGAUUAAUUAUGUUGCACACAAUAGACAAAUGUGGAAAAUUAUACAAUAAACCUUUUGAUAAUAUUGACCCAGCCAACAAAAUGAUAGAAAUUUUUGAUUCUCUGAAAAAAGAACGGUAUGGUCAAGAAAUUGCAGUAAAUGUGGAAUUAGAUGUAAAGGAAUACUUAGAACACUUGCUGGAAUACCUGUCCCUCAAAUUCGAACCAAGUAUGGUCAUAGCCUUGGUAAAUAUAGUCAACUCAAGAACAGAAUUAAUUCAUGAGAAUUCAACAACUGUACUCCACGGAGAAUAUUUCAUGAAUUUAUUUGGAUCUACGAUUUUUCGAAAUCUCUUGAAACACACAACCAGAAGCAUAGACACAUUAUUAAGCGAUUCAUUGAGGGGGGAGUUCAAAGUUGUUCUUGUAAUACUGGAAGACUUAUUGAUCUAUGUUAAGAAUAAUAAAAAAAGGUGCGAAGAAUUUCUGGAAAAUUUGGAAGAGGAACUUGUAAACAGAUUUCCUGUUUUUCGUUAUCUGACGAGUCACGAUGAAAAGAAGGUAAAGGUGAUAAACUUGUACGCGGUGCUAGUACAACUUUCAAAGAAACCAUCUGAGAUUUGCAAGAAAUCAAAUGCAUUAUAUUCCUGGAUAAUACAACAGCUGAUGAGCUAUUUGGAUUUACAAUAUAAAACCCAGAUCUUGACGAGCUUUUUACCUUGCAUCAUGGAUGAAACUACUCAAAAUCAACACGAAUUCACACGCUGCUUGUAUAAAAUAAAAGAUGAUUAUUAUCCAGCCAAUAUGAACGAUCUCGUGGAAGGUAGUUUGCAACAUUCUACAAUAAUUGCAUCAUUUCAAACGCUGUUGUACUAUUUACCAUCACUCAAAUCAGUCACAUUUUUUGAUUGUGUGAUGCACAUUACUAUUGGUCAUGUUGGAUAUCUCUGGGAUGAUUAUUCAUACAAAUACUUGACUGCCUACUUUAGUGAGAUAUCCGCGGAAGAUUCACAAAAAUCUCUGAUGAUUUUGCACAAAUAUUUUAUGAGUACAAGCAACUUUGAAUCGAGAUUAGAAAUCCUGAAGAAACUGCUUCUCAAGUGUAUUUAUUUCUGUAAGCCUAAUGCCAUCGAACAGUUUUAUGAACAAAUCAUCAAAGAAAUAUACAAGCUGAUAUCACAAAACCUUGCCGGUGAUGAUUCCGAUUUGAAGAAUUUAAUAGUUUCUAAGAUUGGGUGUUACAAUAUGCUCGAAAUUAUGUUUGCAAAAGUCCCACUACAGAAAAUAACCAGCGCCAAUAGUAAAAUCGUGGAAAAUGCGAUUGAAAAAGUAGAGACGGGUAAGGAAUUAUUUCAGGAACUGAUUGUGAAUGUCUUGGGUGUUCGAAAAUUGAAGUCGAGUAAUCCUGAUCACAAAGAAUUAAUGCGCCUCCUCCACUGCGCAGCAUACAAUUGCUCGAUAGCCAUUGUGAGUUUGAAAUGUGAAGAAAAUUUUUACAUUCUGCCAUUUGCCGAGAAUAAAUCAAAAGGCCAAUUGAUAUGGGAGAACAUUAUUGAUACAAAUAGAAAAUAUCAGUUUACGCAAGAUUUCAAAGAAAUACCCAAAGAACACAGGAAGUUAAUAAACAUUAAAAAACAGUCUAGUGUAAAUAAAAUACACAGUUAUUCAACUGUUGAGAGUUAUAACCUAAUUGCAUCAACAUUGAAUGAAGAUUUAUCCUGCUUUGAUUUGUAUCGAUCUGAUCUGAAAUCUAAUACCACUUCAGCAAGCGUAGACAAUGAAGACAUGAUGUCUCUGACCUUUGAGAUCGACGAUUUUAAUAACCAUGAAUGUAUGGCACCCAUAUGUGGACUUAUCACCCACAUGAUAUCAACAAACAUUUUCAAUUUACCAAAUGAUGGUGAUAAUAUAUCGAUGCCAAAGUGGAUGCAGUAUUUUCAUUCGUCUCUGAGUUCUGCAACGGUAUACAAUGUGAAGUUUUUUAUGGUCAAAAUUAUUAUAAAUUUACAGAAGGUGUUUAAGCCAUAUGGAAAAUCCUUUAUCGAUCCACUGUUGAAGUUUCUCAUUCUACACUUCCAAACUUAUCGCAUUAUGAAUUAUGUGAUCAAGGAUAUCCUAAUUUUGCUAGUGGACUGGCAGAGUAUAGCUAUUCCAUCCAGAAAUGGUGAAAAACGCUUAGCUCAGAAUUUGUUGGAAUUGAUAAUAAAAAAUGCGGAUAGUCAUCAAAGACACAUAUACAAAUACAAUAUUGAAUUAAUCAGCAUGAUUAUUGAAGCAUGGCAAUCUUGUUUAGAUGUUCCUGAAAAUAUUCUUCGUAUUUCAGAAACAUCCCCUAAAUUUAAAGUUCGAAUGAUCCUGAUUUUUCUGUACAACAAGAAACAAGAAUCAUUAGCAUCGAGAUCUGAGAUUUUGAUAUACUUGAACGAGUUAUUAGAAAACCAGGACGAAGAAAUUGUUUUACACGUGUGCAACGCAUUCGGAUUAAUUCUAGAUUAUUUUGAAUCUAUCGAUGAGAAUGAGAAAAAAGGUCAGAUCAUCAGUAAUAUACAAAGUUCAAUAAUCCAUAAAUCACAUGAAAAUCAUAACAAAUAUGUCAAAUGUAUCCACGCAAUACAUAAUUUCUAUCCAAAUAUUAUUAAUUAUUGUUUUCAAAACUUGACAUCCCACUUUUUCAAAGUUGACGUAUCUAAUAAAGGAAAAUGUCUUGAGCUAAUUUUAUCAGCCCUGCCAAAGUUCACUGAAACAGAAAUCAUGACAGAGUUAGGAUCCAUGAAGUUUCAAGAUAUCCUAAAAAAUAAAAUCGAAACCUGUCAAAACGUUGCUCUCAGAAUGGUUGGAAAAAUGCUGGAUAUUCUAAGUCCAUCAAACUACUUGCCAAUGGCUCGAUUAAUAGUUCCAUAUUCAAGAAAUGAUUCUACAGAGCAGAGAGAAAUAGUUAUGAACAUUUUUAUAGCUAUAUAUAAAAAGUACAACGAUAAUAUUGAAGACAAUAACGCAGUGAUGGAGUUGAAAGCUUUAAGCCAACGCACCUUAAUGAUGGGACUGUUGGACCCAAAUGAGACCUUACAGAAGAAACUUUUACAAUUUUGGUCGGAAGAUGGAAAUGUACCAGACAAGUGCAAUGAAAGGAUGCUACAAAUAUUCAAUAUGUAUGAUAUCGACCUGGAAUCAACGUAUUUACCAAUUGUAUCAUUGUUAAUGUUGCAUCUUGUUAGUAAAGACCCUGGAUUUGAAAAGAAGAUGUUUGAACCUUUAAGCAACUGCAGAUUCGAAGAUUAUCAAGUGACGAUACCACGACGCUCAGAGCACACCGGAUUAAUAGUACCACUAUUUACGUCAUCUUUCGUUAACCGUAUCAGCCAAUAUUAUUCACAGUCGAAUCCAAUAUUUACUCGUUUUAAUCAAUCUUUGAAUCAAAGUUUAUUUCUACUAGCUUCGCAAUCCUUACAGUUUAAGCAAACUGUAGGUGAAGAUGGAUCUUUUUCUAAUCCCUUUGGCGGAACUCCGAAUAACGAAUUGACUGACUCAAGAACAGAUGUUGAAAGAAUUCCACCACCUUCGAAAAAUAUAAAGUCUCGAAGGUUCUUACAAAACACCACGUAUGCAAACCACAAUUUUCGGCAGGUACCAAGUACAAAAGAUUCGCACCGAAACGAAAGGUUGAAGGGCGAAAUAGAUAACCAGCAGGGUAGCAUCAAAAUGUACAGAAAAUAUAGGAUCGGGGAUUUUCCAGACACUGAAAUUACACAUUCCAGUUUAAUAAAACCAUUGCAAGAAUUAGUCAAGAAUGAUCAAAUCAUUGCCAAAGAUUUAACAGUGGCAUUAUUUUGUUCGAUGUUGAAAGAAAUGUCGGUGGAUCAAAAAAAGGCAUUUCUUCAAAAACUUUCUCCAAGUUUGGAAGGCAUUCUCGAAAAUAGCCAGAGUUCUAAACCUCUUAUUGCAACUAUAUUCGAAAUAGUAUUGAAUUUGGAUGAAAUUCAGGUGAAUCCGAAUUUGAUAGCUAGAGUAUCAAAGUCUUCUGGACUAUUACCUCUGGGUGCACUUCUGUUGGAAGAAAAAAUUAUUCUUGGCGACAUGCAAGAAAAAACAGAACCUAUACCGAAAAGAUCCAAAUAUGAAGUUCAAAUUUGUGAUGCAGAGAACGACUGGCUGCAAUUAGCAAGUAUAUACAAAUGUAUGAAUGAUUAUGACAUCGUACAGAGUAUAUUCGGAUGUGAGAAAUUUGGAAAAGAAUUACAGGAAGCAUCUUUGGCCCAAGCUGCUGGCAACUGGAGCACAGCAAGGAUUUUUUAUGAAAACGCUUUUGAUAUAAAUGAAGGUCUGGUUAGAAGCUAUUGCCAAGAAUCAUUAUUCACAUGUCUAGCGUAUCUUUCGGAUUGGGGAAAAAUUAAUCAACUUAUCGAAAUAGAACUGGGUGGAAAUUUCGAUGCCCUUUGGCACGGGAGAAUAAACGAAAAUUGGAUGGCUUCUUGGGCAUUGCAAGCACAGAUCCAUAAAAUGGUAGAAAAUGAUCAUAGCGACGCUUUUGCAAAUUCUUUGACAGAUUGGGUGAAUACCAAGGACAAAUUGGUUCAAUUAAAAAAGUCUUACGGCGAAGAAACAGCAAUAUUUUAUAUCGCUCAAAAUCCAGAAUUUUCGGAGAACUGCUUGACGCAUGCUUUAGAGAACUUAAGAGAGCAAUGGCAACACUUAAAUCCACUGUAUUACGAACACAAGAUAACUAACUAUCUCAAAUUGCGAGGGUUGAGUGACAUAAAAACGUAUCUAAAAUGCAUCAAAGACAAAAAACAGCUCACCCAAAAUGUACAAUACAUACUUACCGCUUGGAAUAACAACAUGCCAUCAAAUCAGGAUAACCUACUGCUGUGGGACAAACAUAUUGCUUACAGAUUAUAUUUUCUUGGGUUAUUAAAACAACUGUUCGAAGCUCAAGAAUCAAAUGAAACAAAUCAAACGCUUGAAAAAUUGAAUAAUGCAAUUGUCAAACAUUGCUUAAAUGUCGUAAAUGCAGCAUACAGUCAGUGCAAUAGGAAUUUCAUGAAGAAAUAUUUAAAACAAUCCGAACCAUUCCAAACAGAUGACAAUUCAAGCCUUCACAAGGAAUGGCAGUGUACACUAGCGAUUUAUAAAUAUCUGUGCUAUUUAGAUUAUAAAACCCCAGAGAAGAAAGUCGAAGCUUUUGUUAAUUCUUGGGAAGUAUUACAUAAACUCGAUACUGACAAUUGCUGUGAUGCAAAAGUGCAAAUAGAUAUCAGACAGCAUAUCAGCAGCCUGGUGAUUGAGCUGCAAAAGUUAAUAAUCAAAGAUGAACCGAUCGGUAAAAUUUUACUGGGAAACCUACAAAAAUUGGAGUAUCUACCUAUCGUGUGCGAAAAAGAGAAUAUUGUCAAACAGUUGAGUGAUUACUGUUUGAAUAACAUGAAAAAAUGUUACGACUUGGCUGAUGCCAAACACAAAGCAAAGUGCUAUUUAACAGUUUCUGUGUAUUGUCAUUCUGUUGGUAGUUAUUCCGGAGGUACGCUGGAACUGUCUGAAGAAUUUGUGCACUCAACUCUCAGCGCAAUGAGCUAUGGUUCGCUUGAAGCCAGUCAAUACUUUCCGUGUUUGCUGAAUCUAGACUAUUCCCAAAACUCUAAUCUAAAACAAAUAUUUGAGUGUGUAAGUGCGAAAGUCGAGACAUGGAUGUUUCUCAAAUGGCAAGCGCAAGUGUUGUCAUAUGUUGGAACACCUAUAUGUUCGCUUAUUACUCCUUUAUUAUUGAGACUUGCCGAAAUGUAUCCCAAUUCCUUUAUUUACACUUUUCGAAUGGCAAAAAAAAUGAACAAAUCUUCUCUGAAUGAUCCAAUCAUUGAUAAGUUGACUCAAAUUCUCUCGGGAAACAAUGACUUGGAAUUAAUUCUGGAAGCCAUGGAAUACGUUGUACAACCCGAGCUAUACUUAAAGCAGCAUUUGAUUGAAUUGAAAGUCAACAUUAUGAAAAUCGAUGUUAAUGUGGCAAUAAAUAAUUUAUUAUCUACGAUUUAUCCAACCAUAAAAGACUCCAACAAAACUUUGCUCCGGGGAGAUGUCUACAAGGUCAUAGCUGGAUUUGAAAAAAAAAUAAAGGAACUUCCACAAAAGGAUGGUCAAGAAUUGUCGUUACAGAUUAAACGGAUAAUGAAAGACUUGGACAAAAUGCUUGAGUAUCGUAUAAAAAGUACCUGUAAGGUACCGCUCAGAUCUUACAGCCCAUUAUUGCAUGCAUUUAAUGGAGAGAACGUCGAAAUCCCAGGACAGUAUGCUGAUGAUAGAAGACCUACGCCUCAAUACCAUACACGAAUUGUAAAGAUAAAUCCCGAAGUGACAAUUUUGACAUCACUCCGUAAACCGAUCAAGAUUAGUAUACUAGGUAACAAUGGAAAGAAUUUCGACUUUCUCGUUAAAUUUGGUGAAGAUCUAAGAACAGACGAAAGAAUAGAGCAACUAUUUAUGUUGAUGAACAAAAUUUUACAAACAGACACAGCUUGUAGGCAACGUCAGUUAUCUAUUAAGACUUACCUACCGUUUCCCUUGACCGGUUUGCUUGGACUGAUUCAAUGGGUCAAAACAACCAGCUCGUUGAACGAGAUUAUUGACGCGGUACUAACGGACCAUCAAAGAACAGAACGAGAAAAAAUUCGGAGGUCCUACGAAGAAUGGAUGAGUGAUCCUCGUAGUAAAAAAUACAGCAGACAGGAAGUUACAGAAAAAUUUAAUUACUACAAAAACAGAAUUGACUGGGACAUCCUCCGGAAUGCAUUCAAAAGAUUGAGUUCGUCAUCUGAGACUUUUUUCGCACUGCGUUACAACUUCAUCACUUCUUAUGCAACAAUGUGCAUCGCUCAAUGGAUCUUGGGAAUUGGUGAUAGAAACCUAUCUAACACUUUGAUAUCUUGUGCGUCAGGAAAAGCAUUAGGCAUCGAUUUUGGAUAUAGUUUUGAUGCUGCAGUAGAUUCAUCAGUACCAGAACUAAUGCCAUUCAGAUUGACUCCUCAAAUUCUUGGGCUUUUACAACCAUUCAAUGAAAACGGAUUAUUAAAAAUUACAAUGAUGAAUGUUUUACGGGCAUUAAAAUACGGAAAAGACCCACUUCUUGCGUGCAUGGAUAUUUUCAUAAAAGAACCAUCGUUGAAUUGGUUGGCAAGGCAGAAAACACAGGAUAAAGAAUAUACAGAUUCAGAUGUCACGUGGUACCCAAAGAAGAAGAUAAGCAUCGUGAUGGAUAAAUUAAAUGGAGUUAAACCAUCUAAGCUUACUCUCCUACAGAUAAAGGAGCGAUAUGGGACUACAGAAUAUUUUAACGAAUACAUUGAUAUUGUAAAUGGUACUGACAAUGGUUUGCAAACAAGAGUACGAUCGAAGAAGGAUGAUGAAAAUUUGAACAUCGAGAAACAGGUCGAAUGCUUAUUGGACCAGGCCACGGAUCCUAAUAUCUUGGCUCGUACAUUUUAUGGUUGGGAACCGUGGAUGUGAUUGAUUUACUGCAUACCUCAUUGCGUAUUUUGCGACUGCCUGAACCCCUUUAUCUGCGUUGAGAAAAAGUUGCAGACCUUUAGGGAAACAAAAGCAGGUUGUUUUUCAACCCGCUUCAGUUUGUUAUGAAUGUACCACAGGUCGCUGGGUACUGUUAACAAAGAUCCAGGCAUAGAUGUUGAAAAACUUGACUAUUGUCAAUAUGUCAUUUACAUACGAAAAUCAUGUUUUCGUUCAUGUAAUCGACCUUAUUAUAGGCUACUACAGAUUAAUACUUUAAUAUUGAAUG